AUGUAUUUCACUGUCGCUGGACUCCUUACACUUGCUAUGGCGGUGGCUGCUACGCCAGCAGCGGUUCAAGUCUCGAAUAACCGCCGCUCCGCAUCUGUUCCGAGCAAACAGUUGUGGCAUGCCACUCCUGAGAAAGGUGUUGAUUUCAACCAGUUGCAGCAAAAGUGCGGCAAUCUGACUGUUUCUUGCUGCAACCAGGUCAAUAUUCAGAACAAUGGAAACAAGGGAGUGACAAGUGGCCUAACCACCGAAGUCCUUGAUGCACUUGCCGGCGUUCUCCCAGGCUAUGCAAACUCUGCCUGUGCCCCAGCAAGUUCGGCGGCGGAUGGUCUUAUUGUGAUCAUCACAGAUGCUCUUACUGGCCAGCCUACCACGCCUCAGAACUUUUGUACUGGCGCCACCUAUGCAUGCUGCCCCGGAAAAGGUGGAGAAUCAUACGAUAUCCCCUCCAAUGAAAGAGGUAGCUCCCGAGUCAAUUCUCCAUUCAUUGGUGGUGAAAAAUUACCACUCCAAAGACACGCCCAAACGGCAACGGAGGGGGACUCGGAAGUAUCGUGGAACCCGCCAUCAUCAUCAGCUCUUGCCGAGAUAGACAGCAACGGGUCGGUGGCGAGGAAGGCCAACAAACCGACUGCUCCCGGCAAGGAGAACCGAAUGAAGAGAAAACACCCAGAAAUUGACACUACCAAUACGGCCACGAGAGGCAAUAGACAGGCAGUAAGGCCCACUGUUAUUCUGCCACAAGCCCUAUGGGGUAUCUCUGCCUGGUAUUGCCCUGCUGCGCGUAAGAUGCCUGCCUGGGAAAUGGCGCGGCUAGUCAAUGAGCUAGUGAAAUUGCAGAAACGUGCGGCUGUCUUGAUCAGUGGUGCGUUUAAAAGCAUUUCCACGGCUGCCCUCGACAUUGAGCUUUGCUUGCUACCCAUGAAGCUCCGACUACAACAGACUAUCGAAGAAUGCGAUCCGCAUUUUCACUGGACCUCAAUGGGCCUGUCCCCGUUCGGCAAAGAUAGCUAG
This is a messenger RNA of Penicillium arizonense, 1014 nucleotides long. RefSeq lists its product as uncharacterized. Bases 1 to 1014 code for a protein of 337 amino acids. The transcript is spliced from 3 exons. Lineage: Eukaryota; Fungi; Ascomycota; Eurotiomycetes; Eurotiales; Aspergillaceae. The record is from RefSeq and is a predicted model, not a curated record.